UUCCGGUUUAGCCGGGUCUGGGGAUAAGACGGUUCUAUGAGUAGGCAGAGUUGCGAAUCCUGGGUGAAGAAGAGCGUGAAAUGGCGUCCUCGCACCUAAUUCUCCUUCCUUCCCCGUCCUGCCGGUCCCUUUCUUCUCCCAGAUUGGGAUUCAGCCCAGUUCGAUGCGCCACUGAACGUCAGGCGCUGUUUAAUCGAAUUGCUCCUGUCUAUGAUGACCUCAAUGAUUUGCUGAGCCUUGGUCAGCACCGUAUUUGGAAGCGAAUGGCUGUGUCAUGGAGUGGAGCCACAAUGGGAGACCGUGUAUUGGAUGUGUGCUGUGGGAGUGGCGAUUUAGCGUUUCUUUUGUCUGAGAAAGUUGGCUCCUAUGGCAAGGUGACUGGUCUUGACUUCUCAAAGGAGCAACUGUUGCUUGCUUCAUCUCGGCAGAAGUUGCUUUCAAAGAACUACUUCAGUAAUAUUGAAUGGGUUGAAGGCGAUGCUCUUAACUUGCAAUUUACUAAUGGUUGGUUUGAUGCUGUAACUAUGGGCUUUGGUCUACGAAACGUGGUUGAUAAGCGCAAGGCCAUGCAAGAAAUAUUACGAGUCCUAAAAAUCGGCUCCAGAGUGGCUAUCCUUGACUUUAAUAAGAGCAAUCAGUUUCUGACUGCUUCAGUUAUGGAAUGGAUGAUUGACAACGUUGUUGUCCCGGUGGCCUCUGGUUAUGGCCUCGCUGAAGAGUAUAGAUAUCUAAAGAGCUCAAUCAGAGAGUUUUUAACAGGGAAGGAAUUGGAGAAACUCGCAUUAGAAGUUGGUUUUUCUACUGCACGACAUUAUGAGAUCAGUGGAGGCCUUAUGGGCUGCUUGGUAGCAAAGCGUUAGAUGGGAUUUAUAUAUGGAUAUUUUUCCAUGUAUAUAUUUUUGUUUAUUAUUCUGGUGCAAUUUGUGUUCGGGUUGUAAUUACAUACUCUGCUCUUAAUUAAAGUGCUCUACUAUUUAACUAA
This is a messenger RNA of Prosopis cineraria, 982 nucleotides long. RefSeq names its product 2-phytyl-1,4-beta-naphthoquinone methyltransferase, chloroplastic-like. Gene Ontology annotation, biological process: phylloquinone biosynthetic process. Gene Ontology annotation, molecular function: 2-phytyl-1,4-naphthoquinone methyltransferase activity. NCBI's taxonomy places the organism in Eukaryota, Viridiplantae, Streptophyta, Magnoliopsida, Fabales, Fabaceae. The record is from RefSeq and is a predicted model, not a curated record. The transcript has 8 exons. The coding region runs from base 81 to 860 and encodes 259 amino acids.